This is a messenger RNA of Megalobrama amblycephala (Wuchang bream), 772 nucleotides long. Its product is annotated as Golgi-associated plant pathogenesis-related protein 1. The coding region runs from base 154 to 606 and encodes 150 amino acids. The record is from RefSeq and is a predicted model, not a curated record. The transcript is spliced from 5 exons. Gene Ontology annotation, cellular component: extracellular region. NCBI's taxonomy places the organism in Eukaryota, Metazoa, Chordata, Actinopteri, Cypriniformes, Xenocyprididae.
UUCAACUAAAGAGAUGGAGCUGAAGAGUGAAGGAGGAGGAGGAGGAGAUAAAGUCACAGUAUAUAUACACACAUCAAUCUGUGCUGAAGGCAGAGCGAGUGAACAAAACAACCCAACAACUCCAGGACAAGAGAAGCUCAUACUUCUUCAGCUAUGGCAGACGAAAGCUUUAAACAGGAGUUCCUGGACACUCACAACCAGUACCGUGCGCAGCAUCAGGUCCCGGCGCUGACGUACAGUGAGGGUCUGUGCGGCACGGCUCAGAAGUGGGCAGAACACAUGCUGAGCAAUAAAUCGUUGAGCCACAGUAACACUAGCGAUGGGGAGAAUGUGUUUUAUGCCUUUAGCUCCCAAAAAAAGACACCCACAGGGAAGGAGGCUGUAGACUCGUGGUACAGUGAGAUCAAAGACUACAACUUUGACACACCAGGACAUCAACCCAAAACAGGGCAUUUCACCCAGAUUGUGUGGAAGUCGUCCACAGAGCUGGGAGUUGGGAUGGCUACUGAUGGAAACACGGUUUUUGUCGUUGGUCAGUACAGACCUGCUGGAAACAUAACCAACGCUGGUUACUAUGAGGAAAAUGUUCUGCCUAAAGCGCAAUAAUGAUUGUUUUCUUUCUUUCUUUGUUGGAUUUGAAUUUCUCCAAAUGUAAACAUUUGCAUGAUUUUGGCAGAUGCUUUUAUUCAAAGUGACUUAUCAUAUGAAAGACAGGCCUGUAAUAAAUCAAAUCUUGUGUGUGUGUUGUUUUAAUAAAGUCAUUGCAUCAAAA